GUAUAAACCCUAAAUCGAUUCAGACAGAUCAAGAUCACGACAAGCAUACAGGCCGGAGUUUUGAGAUAUGGGGGCGGAAAUUGAAGAAGACGGACUGAAGAGACUAGAGUAUCUUUCUCUAGUUUCCAAGGUUUGCUCGGAGCUCGAGACUCAUAUCGGCGUCGCGGACAAAGUUCUGGGGGAGUUUAUCACGGAGAUGGGCCGGAACUGCGAGACCGUCGACGAAUUCGAUGCCAAAUUGAAGGAGAGCGGCGCCGAGAUGCCGGAUUACUUCGUCCGGACACUUCUCACGAUAAUCCACGCGAUUCUUCCUCCCUUGCCUAAGUCUGGAUCCGAUCAGGAUGAUGCCAAGGAGGCCGAGAAAAGUGGCAAGUUUUCUGCUUUGAAGAUUAAGGAUGAUAAAGCUAGAGUGAAGGAGCUGGAGAGGGAGAUUGAGCUCGAAACUAGGAAGAAUCGUGGGAAUGAUGGAGACGAAUACAGACGGGAUAGAGACGGCCGUCGAGAUAGGAGACGAGAGAGGGAUGCAGACGAAAGAAGAGAUGUGGACAGAGAUGGUAGAAGGGAUAGGGAUAGGGAAGAUAGAAGAGAUAGGGAGAGGGAAGAUAGAAGAGAUAGGGAAAGGGAAGACAGAAGAGAUAGGGACAGAGGAGAUAGAAGAGAGAAGGGCAGAGAUGCUGAGUAUAAAAGUCAUGACAGAGACAGGGAUAGGUACGAGGGGAGGAAGAGAAGAGAAUACGAUGAAGAGGAUAGGGAUGGAGAUAGAAGGAAUGCUGCGCAUGGAUCGGAUGAACCUGAAUUGUAUAAAGUGUAUAAGGGGAGAGUGUCCAGGGUAAUGGAAACAGGCUGUUUUGUUCAGCUGGAUGAGUGUAGAGGAAAGGAAGGGUUGGUUCAUGUCUCACAGAUGGCUACUCGGAGGGUUGCGAAUGCCAAAGACUUGGUGAAGAGGGAUCAGGAGGUAUACGUGAAGGUUUAUUCGGUGAGUGGGCAGAAAUUAAGUCUGUCCAUGAGAGAUGUUGAUCAGAAAACUGGAAAGGAUUUGCUACCGCUGAAGAAGAAUAGUUUGGAUGACAAUGAUGGUUUGAGAGAAAACCCGUCUGGGAGGAAUAUGGAGGAGGGGACGGCUAGGAGUAGAAUCGGUCUCUCGGGGAUUCGGAUCCUGGAGGAGGAUGAUAUAGCAGUGCCUUCGAGAAGGCCAUUGAAGAAAAUGAGUUCUCCUGAAAGGUGGGAGGCAAAACAACUCAUGGCUUCAGGCGUCUUACCCCUCAAGGAGCACCCAAUGUUUGAUGAAGAAGGGGAUGGAUUUUUGUAUGAGGACGAAGGUGCUGAAGAGGAGCUUGAGAUCGAGUUAAAUGAAGACGAACCACCUUUCUUACAAGGUCAGAGUCGCUACUCAGUUGACAUGUCUCCUGUUAAGAUCUUCAAAAACCCAGAGGGCUCCUUGAGUCGGGCAGCUGCACUUCAAUCAGCUUUGAUAAAGGAGAGAAGGGAAGUAAGGGAGCAACAGCAGAGAGCAAUGCUUGAUUCCAUCCCCAAAGAUCUAAACAGACCGUGGGAGGAUCCAAUGCCCGAGACUGGUGAGAGGCAUCUUGCCCAAGAACUUAGGGGUGUCGGUUUGUCAGCCUAUGACAUGCCAGAGUGGAAGAAAGAUGCUUACGGUAAAACACUCACGUUUGGGCAGAGGUCAAAGCUUCCCAUUCAGGACCAAAGGCAGAGUCUACCCAUUUACAAGCUAAAGAAUGAACUGGUCCAAGCUGUACAUGAUAACCAGGUCUUGGUUGUCAUUGGAGAGACCGGUUCAGGAAAAACGACGCAGGUUACACAGUAUCUAGCAGAGGCAGGUUAUACUACAAAAGGAAAAAUUGGAUGUACCCAACCACGUAGAGUGGCUGCAAUGUCAGUGGCAAAGAGAGUUGCUGAGGAGUUUGGUUGUCGGUUAGGGGAAGAAGUUGGGUAUGCCAUUCGAUUUGAGGACUGUACAGGGCCAGACACCGUCAUCAAGUAUAUGACAGAUGGUAUGUUGUUGAGGGAGAUAUUGGUUGAUGAGAAUCUUUCUCAGUAUUCUGUUGUGAUGCUUGAUGAAGCUCACGAGAGAACCAUCCAUACUGAUGUUCUCUUUGGUCUAUUGAAGCAAUUAAUUAAAAAAAGAACCGACCUCCGGUUGAUUGUCACAUCUGCCACUUUAGACGCGGAGAAGUUUUCCGGUUACUUUUUCAACUGUAACAUCUUUACUAUCCCAGGGAGAACCUUCCCGGUGGAGAUACUCUACACGAAGCAACCAGAGAGCGACUAUCUUGAUGCAUCUUUAAUAACAGUCUUACAGAUUCACUUGACAGAACCCGAAGGUGAUAUUCUCCUUUUCUUGACUGGUCAGGAGGAGAUUGACUAUGCUUGCCAGUGUCUUUAUGAAAGGAUGAAAGGUCUGGGCAAGAAUGUUCCAGAAUUGAUCAUCUUACCCGUUUACAGUGCCCUUCCAAGUGAAAUGCAGUCUAGAAUCUUUGAUCCUGCCCCUCCCGGGAAGAGAAAAGUUGUCGUUGCCACAAACAUUGCCGAAGCUUCUUUGACUAUAGAUGGUAUUUUUUAUGUCAUAGAUCCGGGUUUUGCUAAGCAAAAUGUAUAUAAUCCCAAACAGGGUCUUGAUUCGCUGGUCAUAACACCUAUAUCACAAGCCUCUGCCAAGCAACGAGCUGGUCGUGCUGGCCGAACGGGACCUGGAAAGUGCUAUCGUCUUUACACUGAGAGUGCAUUUCACAAUGAGAUGUCCCCCACGUCGAUCCCUGAAAUUCAGCGUAUUAACCUUGGGAUGACUGUGCUUAAUAUGAAAGCAAUGGGUAUCAAUGAUCUUUUGUCAUUUGAUUUCAUGGAUCCUCCCACUCCUCAAGCCCUAAUAUCCGCCAUGGAACAGCUGUACACUCUUGGUGCUCUUGAUGAAGAAGGGCUUUUGACAAAGCUGGGCAGGAAAAUGGCUGAAUUCCCUCUGGAACCUCCACUGUCCAAAAUGCUUCUUGCCAGUGUUGACCUUGGGUGCAGUGAUGAGAUUCUAACCAUCAUUGCGAUGAUUCAAACGGGCAAUAUUUUUUACCGGCCUCGGGAGAAACAAGCUCAGGCUGAUCAGAAAAGGGCUAAAUUUUUUCAGCCCGAGGGCGACCAUCUCACCUUGCUUGCUGUUUAUGAAGCAUGGAAAGCUAAAAGUUUCUCUGGACCCUGGUGCUUUGAAAACUUUGUACAGUCGCGGUCGUUGAGGCGUGCACAGGAUGUCAGAAAACAGCUCCUCUCAAUCAUGGACAAGUACAAAUUGGAUGUUGUGAGUGCUGGGAAAAAUUUCACAAAGAUAAGGAAGGCCAUAGCUGCAGGCUUCUUCUUCCAUGCCUCCCGGAAGGAUCCUCAAGAGGGUUAUAGAACCCUAGUAGAGAACCAACCCGUCUAUAUACACCCAAGCAGUGCCCUAUUCCAAAGGCAACCAGAUUGGGUCAUCUAUCAUGAGCUCGUCAUGACAACCAAAGAAUAUAUGCGCGAGGUCACCGUGAUCGACCCAAAGUGGCUUGUAGAGCUCGCACCAAGAUACUUCAAAGUGUCCGACCCGACCAAGAUGAGCAAGCGAAAGAGACAGGAACGCAUUGAGCCCCUCUAUGACAGGUAUCAUGAGCCUAAUUCUUGGCGGUUGAGUAAAAGACGCGCUUAGCCCUACACUUGAGAAUAUGACCCUUGAAUGGCUUCCAUAUUUUUUGUUGAUUACACAUUUGAGAGAUCUAGUAAAUUAUCUUUGUCAACAAAGAUGGUCCAAAGAGUGUGCCAACUUAUUACCCUCUUCUGUAGAAACUCUUGGGAUUUUAACUAAUUGAAAUGGUGGUUAAGAAUGCCACGUGAUAAGAGGCUGAGCACGAAAUCCCUGUGUAAUACUAUGUUGAUGUCCUGUGCUUAUUUUGAUUU
Molecule: messenger RNA, 3927 nt
Organism: Cuscuta campestris
Lineage: Eukaryota; Viridiplantae; Streptophyta; Magnoliopsida; Solanales; Convolvulaceae
Source: the annotation of a GenBank genome assembly